Messenger RNA from Ciona intestinalis (vase tunicate), 2086 nucleotides. RefSeq names its product cytochrome P450 4V2. Gene Ontology annotation, molecular function: monooxygenase activity; heme binding; oxidoreductase activity, acting on paired donors, with incorporation or reduction of molecular oxygen. NCBI's taxonomy places the organism in Eukaryota, Metazoa, Chordata, Ascidiacea, Phlebobranchia, Cionidae. The record is from RefSeq and is a predicted model, not a curated record.
AACAUACGCAAAAUAAAUGCACUUGCAAGUUUGUAGAAAUUGUUUACUGUAGUCGCCAUGGAUUUACUAACACAGGGUGGCGGGCUAUAUCAUAAAUAUAUGAUAACAUACGCUAAAUUUUGUGCUUAGUAAAAUACGAGGCAGUUACUUACAAAAGAAUUACUAAAUGCCAAUUACGUUUCAGGAGUCAGACACGACACUCAUAAACGUUUUGCAAAACGUUUUUUCAUCUUGUAAACGUGCGGUCGACACUUUCUGACCGCAAUCCGACCCGUGCGACUCCGAUCACCUGCGCGACGCCUGUAAACAGCCAUGGACCAAAGUCCGUUGAAUUUGCAGCGAACGGUGUCGACCCGGAAACUCAUUUCCUUGCAAAUAUUGACGUGACUGCACGGCAGAGCAAACGAAGAUGGCGUUAACGUUGUUUAUAUUGAUCGGUGCCCUAGCAGUUACCAUUGCGGUUUAUUGGAAGAAAAUCAAAGAGCAAUUUCGGAAACGGCAACUAAUCAACAAGCUUCCAACCAUUAUGGAAACUGCUUAUCCUCUAGUUGGUCAUAGCUACCUGUUUCCUAAAAGUGCAGAAGAGCUGUUUGUGUUUAUUACUGGAAGGCUAAAUUGGGUUAUGACAGAGGCUGUAGAAAAGAUAGCAGUUUUGUGGCUUGGGCCAAUUCCUCUUAUAGGUGUGGUACACCCAGAAGCUGCAGAGGUGAUUUUACGAAGUUCAAAACACAUAGAAAAGUCAUUUGUGUACACCUUUGUUCACCCAUGGCUUGGGACUGGUUUGCUUACUUCUGGCGGGGAAAAAUGGAAACAAAGAAGAAGACUGAUCACUCCCAGCUUCCAUUUUAACAUCCUACAGGAGUUCUUAGAAGUUAUGAAUGAACAGUCCAAGAAAAUGGUAGACAAGCUGGAUGCCAGUAUAGCAUCUGGGUCUAAAAUUUAUGUUGGAAAAGCAAUAACAAUGUGUGCGCUUGACAUCAUUUGUGAAACAGCAAUGGGACAAACAGUCAACGCACAGGACCAUCAAGAUUCUGAAUAUGUUAAAGCAUUAUACAGAAUAUCUGAUUUGGUCCAGUUUCGCCAGAGGACACCAGCAUUGUGGUGGGACGCUGUGUUUUCAAGAUCAAAGCUCGGCAUAGAGCAUGACACCAUUCUCUGCACACUGCACGGUUUUACAAGAAAUGUGAUAACUGAACGAGCUCAGGGGAAAGGAAAGAAAGAAAUAGAGAACCCACGAAGAUUGGCAUUUCUUGAUGUUCUUUUAAACGCCGAAACAGAAGACGGAAAAAGUCUUUCGCUCAACGAUAUCCAAGAGGAAGUGGAUACUUUUAUGUUUGAAGGUCAUGACACAACUGCUGCUGCUAUGACAUGGACUGUUUAUCUCAUCGGUCGUUAUCCAGAUAUACAAGAAAAACUCCAUGAAGAAAUCGAUUCUGUGUUUCAUGAUGAUAAGGAAGGAGUGAUCAGCAAUUCACAGCUUCAGAAGCUUUCCUACUUGGAAAGAGUCAUUAAGGAGUCAUUGAGGUUAUAUCCAUCUGUUCCAUUUAUUGGCAGAGUGACCACAGAGGAAUGCAUUAUUGCCGACCAUGUCAUCCCUGUUGGCACACAAGUGGCUUUGUUCAUUGAAAGCAUGCACCGCAAUCCUGCUGUGUGGCCAGAUGCAGAAAAAUUUGAUCCGGAUCGCUUUACAGCUGAAAAUUGUGUCGGUCGUCACCCUUAUGCUUACAUUCCGUUCUCUGCAGGCCCUCGCAACUGUGUUGGGCAAAAGUUUGCAAUGAUGGAGGAAAAAGUUAUCUUGGCCCAGAUCUUACGGAGGUUCUCCUUGGUUUCUCAUGACAAGGAAGAGGACCUCAAGAAGCAAGCGGAUCUCAUCCUUCGAUCUUCAAAACCUCUGAACAUCACUUUAACACCACGGGUUUAAAUCAUUAUUUUUCUUCAAUUAUAAAUCACCAUGUAAUUUAUGUGCUUUGUCAUUUAUGCGGUUACAAUGUCCUAGUUUUAAUUCAAUUUUAACACUUCACUAAACCAAUCACUGUAUAGUUUCUAAUAUGUACAUUUCUUCAAUAAAAAUAAUUAGACCCCCUUG